CCAGCGAGCAUCGCUGUGAAGUCACGGCUGCCAGGUGCCAGUUAACUUGACCGGGCUGUAACUACCUAAUCAUUAUAGCAACAAAACUUCUAACCGGUCGAUCUGGAAAUCAUUGGGGGAGGCCUCAGGUCAUUUCUACGAUCUGAGGGGGAGGCCUAUGUUCGUUGUCCAGCAGUAGACGUCUUGUGGCUGAAAUUAUGAUAAUGACGACGAAUCUAAUCUCGAAAAGGACAGUAGGUACCUACUAACAAUGAACAUAAGGGAUCUUGAGGGGAUAUGGUGCAUUCUCUCUGUAUGUUUUUACUCAUAAAUUACUUACUUAUACUUAUUUUCUUUAUUGUCCAAUACUUACUGAAGGCAUAUCCUUGUGUACUGAUAGCUGAUUUCUUCUCCAGAGACUACCACUUCUACAACUGCAAGAAUCGCCUCAUACCAGCGCUGUCUAUCCAUACAAAGACUGAAUUCCGUCGCACUCUGAAACCGGGUCCGGGCGUCGAUCGGCUUGGCCAAAUGCCGAUACCCCAAGAGCUGCACAUGAAACGCGGCGAAAAAAAAAUAGAGAAGAAAAAAAGGAGGUCGUCGGCGAAAGGGAAGGGAGAUGAUAAGAAAGAGAAGGAUGAUGGUAAGAAGGAGAAGGAAGAUGAAAAAAAAGAAAAGGAUGAUGACAAGAAAGAGAAGGCUGACGAUAAGAAACCCAGUAGGUCGAAUCUAUGAACUUUGGUGGUUAUGGCCAUUUGACCAUGACCAUAACCAUG
This is a messenger RNA of Ostrinia furnacalis (Asian corn borer), 755 nucleotides long. RefSeq names its product nucleolar protein 56-like. The transcript has a single exon. The record is from RefSeq and is a predicted model, not a curated record. NCBI's taxonomy places the organism in Eukaryota, Metazoa, Arthropoda, Insecta, Lepidoptera, Crambidae. The coding region runs from base 277 to 714 and encodes 145 amino acids.